This is a messenger RNA of Boleophthalmus pectinirostris (great blue-spotted mudskipper), 2674 nucleotides long. RefSeq names its product secretion regulating guanine nucleotide exchange factor (gene sergef). The transcript is spliced from 11 exons. Bases 150 to 1307 code for a protein of 385 amino acids. The record is from RefSeq and is a predicted model, not a curated record. Lineage: Eukaryota; Metazoa; Chordata; Actinopteri; Gobiiformes; Gobiidae.
GUAGUGCAGUAAUAGAUAUGGAUCAUUUAUAUGAUUUCAUUUUAAUGACACGUAACUACUACAUACUCACAUAAAAUACGUUGCCCUUUUCGACAUCACCACUGCUAUAGCUAGGCUAGCCAUUACCGUGUGAGGGAAGCGUAAUUACUAUGGGAGCCAACAGUUACGGUCAACUGGGACAGGGACAUGUGGAGGACCAGUCCCUGCCACAGCCGGCACCCACCACCGCCUUCCAAGUCCAGGCUGCCCGGACACUAAGCGGUGGAGGGGGGCACUCGAUGGUGGUCACCGGGAACGGUGAAGUUUUUGUAUGUGGGCAGAAUAACAAAGGUCAGCUUGGUCUUGGACACACCCUGGAUGUUUACACUCUUGAACUCUGUCCUAGUCUAAGGCAGAAAAUCACCAAUGUAUCCUGUGGUUGGGAUUUUACACUCCUUCUUUCUGACAUUGGUCAAGUACUAGCAUGCGGAUCUAAUGCAUUUGGACAACUGGGCAUCGGAGAGACUGUCCAGCUUUCAGCAAAUUGUCUUAUUGUACAGAGUAUAAAGGAGCCUGUGGUGAGUACAGCGGCAGGACUUAGACACUCACUUGCUGUAACAGUCUCAGGUUCUGUAUAUCAGUGGGGAACUGGUCUUUGCAGUCAUGCCAAAAGAGUCUUCACUAUCAGUGCUGUACCAUCACAUUUCAGUAGCAAGCUUCCCUGUCUGGUACCUGGUUUGGCAAAGACAUGUCCACGUAUGGUAACUGCAGGAAUGGCACAUUGUUUAUAUCUUACAGAGGACGGUGAUGUGUUUAUGUGGGGAAGCAACAAGCAUGGUCAGCUGACUUCCUCAGAGCCUUUUGUUUCCUCACCCAUUUCCCUAAAGUGCUGCCAUUUGGGUGGAGAAAAAGUAACCAAUGUUUGGAGUGGAUGGACACAUAAUGUGGCUCAAACAGAGUCUGGGAGAGUGUUCACAUGGGGCAGAGGAAAUUAUGGACAGCUGGGUCGCACGGGUUCAGCCAAUCAGAACUCAGAACUGUUGUCACAUGAUCCUAUGGCAGAAGGUGGCAGCCAGGAGGCCUGCCUCCCUGCAGAGGUCAAAGUGCUUAGAGGAGCCACACAGAUUGCCUGUGGAUCUGAACACAACCUUGCAAUUGUUGGGAGCUGUCUUCUCUCCUGGGGUUGGAACGAACAUGGAAUGUGUGGAGACGGGUCACACACUGAUGUCCUGCAGCCACGUCUCAUCCCAGGGCUCCACCCGCUCCUCAUUGGCUGCGGAGCUGGACACUCUUUGGCAUUGUGCACUGCGACAGCUCCAUCUCAGUAACAUCCAGUAAUCCGAGUUCAAAGGAUUCCACAACACUAAAUGCUGAUUUACUACACACCGUAGUAUCAUGUGCCUUUUAUCAAACUGCCCAUCCCACAAUAACUUUCACCUCCUCUGAACCUUUUGCAAAGGUCACACAUUAAAUCGCAUUUGCCAUAAAUACUGUCAUGUUGAUGGACACAAGUUGAAAUAUGUUUUCUUUGGAGUGAAGCUAUAUUUUUUCCACUGGCGCAUCACCUUGAUGGACAUGAUCGGUGGUGAUGGCUUUGCUGGAGCUGGCGCCUAUAGCCAUAUAUGGUAUUGGACCGCCCGUUUUCAUGAAUGAAGCAGUUAUGGUGCAUUGAGGUGUGGGCUCCUUUUGUGCUCUGGCUCCACUUCACCUGCCAGCUGUUUAAUCACUGUGAUGUUGAGCGCUUGGAGACAGUUAAACCAGACUUUCAGUGAAACACAUUGAAGGGUGCUGAGUUAAUGCCGAUAAUGAUUUACUGUUUAAGCAUAAAAAGCAGCCAUUUUUUCCACUAUCCUCUUUAUCUGUAUUUUUAUCACACUUUGACUGUUUCAGUGUCUUGCUUGUCACACUUACUUGAGUAAUCCCUCAAGAGAAAAAUGUAAUCUUGGGCUUUUUACCCACUCUAAAUAUUUAUAAGCAGUUGGUGUCCGCAGUGCAGCACCUGGGGAUCAGUGACAAGCCUGGGGCCAGUACACAGUCAAGGGCAAUGACAAGCUCAUGACUUGAUGCGUCUAAUCCGCUUUUAGAAAAAUUUUCAUGGCAAUGCAGUUUUAUUACAGAAUCAUAAAUAUCAUUCAAUUAAUGCACUUGUGUGAUUUAAACGAUAUAAAAUGUGUACUUCGUAGUAAAAAAAAAAAAAAAGAUGCGCUGAAAAAUAAUAAUUCGUGUUUUAUUUUAUUUGAUCACUAUUUUAUUGUACAAUCUGAACUGUAUUAUCACAAAAAAAUUCCCUAAACAGCAAACCAAUCAGAACGAUCACUGAACACCUUAUUAGGAUGACUAAGUACAAAAUGCACGGUGCCCACCAUAAUCUGAAGUCUUACUAAACGGCACAUUGUAGUUGCCUCUUUGUUGCAUUAUUGAUCCAGUCAUAAUCGACACAACGGUCUUACUGAGUUGAUCAAAUCUUGUUGUACCUGACCAGUUUUCAGAGUGUAGGCAGUGAGUUUGCAGUUGUUUUGAAAAAGUUGGUCCCUUUUUUCUAACAUUUUGACCUUGUAAUCUUGAUGAAUGUUCACUCCUACCUUAAACUGCUGAUAUGUGAGAUUUUAUAUGUACUGCACUGAUAUUAAUGUCCAGAACUGAGCUUUUGAUGGUUGAAACCAAUAGCUAUUUCAAAAUAAAAAAUGUACCAUAA